CCAGGUGUAGGCCUAUCACACAAUGGGGCGGAGCUCCCCUAAAAGGUGUCAGAUUGGAAACAAAUCGACAAUGCCGCAACACGUCCUACAUGAAUAAUGAUAUUUUGAAAAAUGAAUUAAUAAAUCUUCAAAAUUGAGGAUGCACACCUUCGUGCCAUGCGCAAGACACAUACGAAAUCUGAGACAUGGCUGAUGUCAUCAAAAGCCUGAACCUCCUUGAGACUCUCAAAGAGUCUAUAGAGAACAACAAGUUGUCCGAUGUCAAGGAUGCAGUGGAAGAUCUCCUCAUCAGCAGGAUCAACCUGGCUGUGGUGGGGGACCGCGGAGAUGAAAAAGCUACCUUCAUAAACUGCCUCCUUGGCCUCGGUCCUGGGGACGAUGGAUCAGCUCCAUCUCCGUCUCCUGCUGCCCCGGAGGAAGUGGCGUGCUACCUGAACCCUAAACAUCCCGACUUCCGCUUGUGGGAUCUGCCACCGGUCCCAUCCACCUCUCCAUUCCAACCUGAGGGCUACAUGGAGAAAGUUAAGUUCCCUCGCUACAAUGCUGUCUUCGUUACAUUCACACAGACGCCUCAUCCCCACAGUGUGGAGGUGUUCCUGGAGGCCCGGUCGCUGCAGCAACAAACCGUCUACUUCAUUCUCUUCACUUCGGCAAAAGACACAGAAAAAAACCUGGAGGAAAAGAGGAAAGCAAGUCUGGUGGCGCUGACUUCACACGGUGUGAGUCUGCCUAAAGUCUACCUGGUGCGACCCUCCACGCUGGAGAAGUUGGACUUCCCCGGCCUGUUGGAAGAAAUGGCAAGGGACCUUCCAGAGAUCCGAGCCCACGCUCUUCUUCUGGCUCUCCCGACUCUAACGCCCACCCUGAUCACUCAAAAAAAGGAGUCGUUUAAGGCACUAGUAUGGGCAGCUGCCUCUCUAUCUGGCGGGGUUUCUGCUAUCCCUGUUCCCUUUGUGGCCUCGAUGGUGGACUCAAGCGUUGGAGUUCGGAUUCUAACAAAAGCACAAUCAUCUCUGUGCCUGGACAAUGAAUCCGUCGAGCGGUUGGCCCGGCAGCGGGGCGCGGAUCCCGCACGACUCAAAGAGCUGCGGACUUGCGUUCUGUCGGUAGAAGUCACUAAAGGUGAAGUGAAAAAGCGGCUGGCGGCUGCAGAAAAGGAAAUAGCCACGGUUUCGUCCAAGCUGGUGGAGAUGGCGAUGCCCAGACACGCCCGCUCUGUCAGCCGCUCCUUCGCCGCCAUGCUGCAGGCCUUAAAUGGCGCCAUCGACGAAAUGGCGGCUGAUGCUGAGAAGAUAAUGGCUGCCGCACUCGGGAAGGGGAAGUGAACUCUGU
Molecule: messenger RNA, 1332 nt
Organism: Centropristis striata (black sea bass)
Lineage: Eukaryota; Metazoa; Chordata; Actinopteri; Perciformes; Serranidae
Gene: irgq2
Product: immunity-related GTPase family, q2
Exons: 2
Coding region: 186-1325 (379 amino acids)
Cellular component (GO): membrane
Molecular function (GO): GTP binding
Source: RefSeq, a predicted model, not a curated record